Drosophila miranda is the source of this 4257-nucleotide messenger RNA. It is a transcript of the gene Nedd4, whose product is annotated as E3 ubiquitin-protein ligase Nedd-4. The transcript is spliced from 19 exons. Lineage: Eukaryota; Metazoa; Arthropoda; Insecta; Diptera; Drosophilidae. Bases 424 to 3402 code for a protein of 992 amino acids. Gene Ontology annotation, molecular function: ubiquitin protein ligase activity; protein binding; sodium channel inhibitor activity. Gene Ontology annotation, biological process: ubiquitin-dependent protein catabolic process; regulation of dendrite morphogenesis. The record is from RefSeq and is a predicted model, not a curated record.
UAUGCAGCCACACUGGCAUACAGUUAAUUUCGUCGCCGUGCCAAAUUCUUGUUUUUUAAUGUUUUAAUUGUGAUUAAAAUACUGAGCAGCAGAAUAGCUACGACAAACAACGCCCUUGAUGGGAUCAAAGCAUGUGAGCUGUACCAAACAGCACGCGAAUUAGAACGCAGUGCAAACCGGGCCGUGUGAGGUGUGCCGACAAGCAUCGAAUUGUUCCGUGUGAAAAGUGUACGUACGUGAGGAUUUUCCGCACAUACUGGACUUAAAACGAGCAUACUGACACACACACACAAGGGCAUAUUUACAGCAUAAAUCAAGCGAUAUUAUAGUGCAGAGCUGUCACCACAGACAAGGCGGCGGUAACUGUUUGUGUGUGUUUGUGUGUGAGCGUUAAAGCAAAAGAUAAACUUGCUUUUGUGAGCCAUGUCGGCACGUUCCAGCGGUUCUGUGGCUGCCGUGGCCGCAAUGUCCGCCGCCGCCUCAUCAUCAUCGGCCGCAGCAUCCGGGGGCGAUGUGCCGCGCCCACCGCCGCGGCGCCGGGCCGCCUCUGUUGCGGGACAACAGCAGACGCGUCAGGAGUUCGGCAAUGGACACACGCCACGUCGAUCGUUGGCUGCAGUGAACGACUCUGGCGACUCGUGUCAUCUGCGGAUUGUGGUGCUCAGCGGCCAGUCCCUGGCCAAGAAGGACAUAUUCGGCGCCAGCGAUCCAUAUGUCCGAAUCGAUUUGAACACAAUCAAUGGUGAUAUUAAUAUUGACUCGGUUUUGACAAAAACAAAAAAGAAGACACUGAAUCCAUCCUGGAACGAGGAGUUCAUAUUCAGAGUGAAACCCUCUGAGCAUAAGCUUGUCUUUCAAGUAUUCGACGAGAAUCGGCUGACUCGCGACGACUUUCUGGGCAUGGUCGAGCUCACGCUGGUCAAUCUGCCCACAGAGCAGGAGGGUCGCACGAUCGGCGACCAAGGCUACACUCUGCGUCCGCGCAGGUCAGUAGGCAGCGCCAAAUCCCGCAUCAAGGGCUAUCUGAAGAUCUAUCACGCCUUCAUCCGUGAGACGCGCGAACAGAGCGAGCCCUCGAGCAGCAACAGCGAUGGGGAAUGGGAGCAUGUGGAGGCCACCAAUGCCAGCGACACGUCAGCGCAGCCGCACCCGUUUCCUACUGGCGGCAAUGAUGCCUUGCCCGCCGGCUGGGAGGAGCGACAGGAUGCCAAUGGGCGCACAUAUUAUGUGAAUCAUACGGCAAGGACGACGCAAUGGGAGAGACCCACUGUUUUGAAUAGCAACAGUGGCCAGUCGGCUGAUCAACUGGCCUCGGAUUUCCAGCGACGUUUUCACAUCAGCGUGGACGAAACGGAGACUGGACGCUCGGCGGAUGCCGUCAGUCGCAAUAGUUUAGAGGAUGAAAGCACAGCAGUAAACACACCAGAAGCAACCACACCAACCACAAUCUCAUCACCAAACACCACACCAACGAUCCACAACGAGAACAAUGGCAAUGGCAGUGGGAAUAUGUUGAUCGAUCCGACACAGGAUACAACCAGUUUUGUUUACAAUUCCCUGCGACAUCCUGUUGCCGCUAGGCCACCCGAAAUCUCAGCCACCAGCUUGCAAAACGAUUUGCGUCCGGUGCGCCAGGCGCCCGAUGUACCAGACAUUGCCAUGACCACGAUCCUGACACGGCGGGCCAUCGACAACAUGGCCUACAAUCUGGGACGGCACGAGCAGGAGCAUAACCAACAGCAGCAGCAGCAGCAGCGGCAACAGCGGCGGCGCCAGCAAAUGCAGCUGCAUAUACAGCAGCACCAGCAGCGGCAACAGCAGCAGAACAGACAAUUGAACGAAGACAACGAUCACACAGACAGCCACAAUUCCUCAGAGAUCUCAGCUCCGCCCACCCGACGCAAUUCCGAGGAAGACAAUGCGGCUGUGCCACCACAGGAUCAAAAUGCUGGCGGCGAGGAGGAGGCACUGCCACCGCGCUGGUCCAUGCAAGUGGCGCCCAACGGCCGCACUUUCUUCAUUGACCAUGCCUCGCGCCGCACCACCUGGAUAGAUCCACGCAAUGGACGGGCCAGUCCCAUGCCAAACCAGACACGACGCGUCGAGGACGACCUGGGACCCUUGCCGGAGGGCUGGGAGGAGCGUGUGCAUACGGAUGGGCGUGUAUUCUACAUAGAUCACAAUACACGCACCACACAGUGGGAGGAUCCACGUUUGUCCAAUCCAAACAUUGCCGGACAGGCGGUGCCCUAUUCGAGGGAUUACAAACAGAAAUACGAGUAUUUCAAGAGUCACAUUAGAAAGCCUACAAACGUACCAAAUAAACUGGAAAUACGCAUUCGCCGUACAUCCAUAUUGGAGGACUCGUACCGAAUCAUCAGUUCGGUGACAAAAACAGAUCUACUGAAGACUAAGUUGUGGGUGGAAUUUGAGGGAGAGACUGGUUUAGAUUACGGUGGCCUUGCUAGGGAGUGGUUCUAUUUACUAUCCAAAGAAAUGUUUAAUCCAUACUACGGACUAUUUGAGUACUCGGCGAUGGAUAACUACACAUUGCAAAUCAACAACGGCAGCGGUUUGUGCAACGAGGAGCAUUUAAGUUACUUCAAAUUCAUUGGACGGAUUGCUGGCAUGGCUGUAUAUCAUGGCAAGCUGCUGGAUGCCUUCUUUAUUCGUCCUUUCUACAAGAUGAUGCUGCAAAAGCCCAUCGACCUGAAGGACAUGGAGUCUGUGGACACGGAGUACUACAACUCUUUGAUGUGGAUCAAGGAGAACGAUCCGCGCAUUCUGGAGCUGACAUUCUGCCUGGACGAUGAUGUGCUCGGCCAGAAGAGCCAGCACGAUCUGAAGCCUGGUGGCGCCAACAUAGACGUGACCAAUGAGAACAAAGACGAGUACAUCAAGCUCGUCAUUGAAUGGCGCUUUGUCGCGCGCGUCAAGGAACAAAUGUCGUCCUUUCUCGACGGCUUUGGCUCGAUUAUUCCCCUGAAUCUGAUAAAGAUCUUCGAUGAGCACGAGCUGGAGCUGCUAAUGUGCGGCAUCCAGAACAUCGAUGUCAAGGACUGGCGCGAGAAUACGCUGUACAAGGGCGACUAUCACAUGAAUCACAUUAUUAUCCAAUGGUUCUGGCGCGCCGUUCUCUCCUUUUCCAACGAGAUGCGCUCUCGCCUCCUACAGUUCGUGACCGGCACCUCACGCGUGCCCAUGAACGGUUUCAAAGAGCUGUACGGCUCGAAUGGCCCACAGAUGUUCACCAUCGAGAAGUGGGGCACACCCAACAACUUUCCACGGGCACACACUUGCUUUAAUCGCCUGGACCUGCCGCCCUAUGAGGGCUACCUGCAGCUGAAGGACAAGCUGAUCAAGGCCAUUGAGGGCAGUCAAGGCUUCGCGGGUGUUGAUUAAUAACACCGGAAACGGAGAUGAUGGCGAGUGGCUUUGGCAGGAGGUGCAGCAGCAGUUUCAGCAGCGCCAGGAAGAAGAGCAACAGCAGCAGGAACAACGAUUUCACACUACAUCACAACAACAACAUCAACAACAACAGCAGAACAACCGCAACAGCAACCUCAUUGCAUUCACGUGGAACAGCACCGCCAGCAGAUCGUGUACUUAUUUGUUCGUUUGCUUUUGUAUUAUAAUCAUUUUUGCUAGUUUAGUGUUAUUUCGUAUGUACUUUUAACUAGGCGCCAACACAACCACACACAGAGACACGCAGAGACAGAGAUAGAGACAGAUAGCGACACAGAAUCCAAAUAAAAUCCUAACAAAGAGUCCAAACUGCAUAUGCAUAUAUAUAUAUAUAUUUAUUACACAUUGCCGACAAUUGUAAAAAGUUGUGAACGUUUUACAAACUAUAAGAAAGGGAGAGAUACCCCCCUCCCCCUACUAUAACUAUUAAAUGCUUGGAAUAUAUAUAUAUAUGUACACCAUAUACUGAUACCUAUAAAGUCAAAAAGUAUAUCUAUUAUGUAUAUGAGAGAGAACCUUUUUAUAAUUGUUAUUUUUAUGCGAUAUUCCUCUGUGCAUCGCCCCUCCCAAAAACAAAUGCCUAAAGGCGAUGGGAUUUAAACAAUAAAAAGUAAUCGCAAGUUAUGCAUAAAAUUGUACUCUGAUGAACACAUAUUUUUAAAGAAAUAAUUAAAUUUUGUAUUCUGUAUAAUUAUGUGUGUAUUCAAAAUAACAAUAAUGUUAGUCUGUAUAAGUGUCCCUCCCCCAAUCACCCUCUUUACUAUUAAAUAAAAAGACAAAACAUAAAAUAUA